Messenger RNA from Dunckerocampus dactyliophorus (ringed pipefish), 5318 nucleotides. RefSeq names its product zinc finger, C2HC-type containing 1A (gene zc2hc1a). The transcript has 10 exons. NCBI's taxonomy places the organism in Eukaryota, Metazoa, Chordata, Actinopteri, Syngnathiformes, Syngnathidae. The record is from RefSeq and is a predicted model, not a curated record. The coding region runs from base 1884 to 2801 and encodes 305 amino acids.
AAAAGUAAAGUCUUAAGCAUUUUUUAAGUUAUAUUUAGUUAUGAAAUACGUAAUAUAAUUUACUAUAACAUGAUAGUGACAUCAUAAUUAAAAACAAUAGUAAUGUAAGUCUCAAAAGUAAGGUCUUUGUACAUUUUUCUUCAUUUUACAAAUAUUUUUAAAGCUAUAUAUUUUUUGUGAAUAUAAUAUAAACAUAACAAUAUAAUAGUGACAUAGUGAAAUACAAUAAUAAUCGUAAUAGAAGUCUCAAAAGUAACGUCUUGAAAUGUAUUCCAAUAUUGAAUAUUUUUAUUUUGAAAUAUUUGAAUAAGCAUGUAUCAGGUGCAUACUUUCCUGACUGAUUCAUUUCAAGAUGCUGAUUUGUUUUUGGUUUUCAUCUCUGAGGUUAAAAGUCACUGAUAUUGAUCUCGUUAAUAUAAUGUCUAGUCAGCUAAAAGCAACAAUAUAAUAUUGUGGAAUAAUUAUAGUGACAAAGGUCUCUAUUGAGUUUAUGACGUCAGGAACGACAUCGUCUUGCCGUGAUUCCAUACAAUCUGCCUGGUGUUGCUGAUUUAAGAAGAACAAUAUUUCAAUAUUUUGCCGUCAGGCUGAGAGGGGGCGUUGCAGUGCACGUUGUUUGGCACAAGGGUGGCCAAAAAUCCAAAACAUCCAAGGGGAAAAUUAAAUUUGAACACGUACGUGCAAUUUACGCGAAUCAUGCACAGACAGAUUGUAACAAUAAUAAAGCGACAUGCACGUCUCUGUGGAAAGGCACGGGCCCUCCCCGUGUCGAUAAACGCAUGGCCUACAUUGCCUCCAUUUGUCGCAAAAAAAAAAAAACACCCUGUGAUUGUUAUUUCUUACCUGUUUAGGUGUAAAAGGCUCCGAAAUAAUCGCAAGAAGGGGUGAACUACUUCAGGUGGAAGCCUGCCUGGGCAUUUCUCGUCGCGCUCUCAAAAUAGGAUGACUCGCGUCAAAUUGGCGGUUGGAGGAAACAUGUGUUUCCGGUGGGCCUUUCAAAGUAACAUUGGCAAGCAUGUGGUGUACAGUGCAGAGAGAUAGGGAGAGAGAACAGUGGGCCUCUUGUUAGGCCCACAAGCCUUUUCCUCAUAGCAUCUGCUUGUCUGUUACUCCAUUCAGAAGACACAUAUGCCCUCAAUAUGGCGUACAGAGAGACAAUGUUUGCUUUAUGCGCGUAUUAAUGUACUUAGGAAACAAUACAAGGACAGCUUUGAACAGUAGACGUUCCGCAAGUACAUCCAUAUGCAUAGCUCCAAGAAGAGUAAAUAUUAUUUUGAUAUUCCAGAUUAGAAAGGGGGGUUUCCUCCCACGCCCCACCUGCUGGUCAAUGUGCACAUUACGUCCGAAAUAACAACCAAUGGGAUGCUGAGAUGUUGACAUGUUCAGUGCAUCACGCAGGCCAGUUGCUAUUGGUAGCCAAAGAUCAUUUCAGUCAAGAUGGUUCCCCCUAAUUACUUACGUCGAAGCAUUAUGGGACUAACAGUCGACCCCUGGCAAAGAAACGCCGAGAGUGGAAAAAGUGGUAUAUAAUAUACGAUAUACGAUAUAUAUGAUGAAGAUUAAUAGUUUUUAAUCAUUUGAAUCCAUAUGAAGCUACCAAAGAAACGAAAGUCAAUUAGGAUUUAGCGACCUACAAAACAACAUAUGUUUUUAAGUAAUGUAAAUAUUGACAAUAUCAGCUACCUUGAUGGAAUAUAUAUAUAUAUAUUGAAUAGAACGAUUCUAGUGUUCCUCCGAUCUUGAGUUCAUAUUUGUAAUUUUUUUAAGGAUAAAGUGAUCCGUUUUCGGCGCAUUUGGCAAAACCGGAAGUUUUUAGAGGUUACUUAUCUUGCUGCAUCCGGCGAUUAUCCAUUCUCCUACAGCUGACCAUAACCAAACAUUAAAUGAUGGACAAUUUUGAAGAUGGGGAGGCUCCUCCUGCUGGAGAUCUUGUACAGUGUAACACCUGUAAACGAAUGUUCUUCCCUAAAGUUCUGGAGAAGCAUGCCAAAAUCUGCCAAAAGUCAGCGGCCAAAAGGAGGAAGGUUUUUGACUCCAGCAGGCAAAGGGCGCAGGGAACAGACAUCCCCACCCUCAAACCCCUCAAACCAAAGGCGGAGCCCCCUAAGAAGCCAUCCAACUGGCGCAAGAAACACGAUGACUUCAUCUCAGCCAUCAAGGCUUCCAAGGCCAGCAUGAAGGCCAUGAAGGACGGUGCGCCUUUGCCCCCACCUCCGCCUCCUAUGUAUGACCCAGACCUUAUCCAGUGUCCUUACUGCCAGCGGAGGUUCAACGAAAGCGCCGCUCAAGGUCACAUUAAGUUCUGUCAGGAUCAGGCUGCCCGGAAUGCCAUCAAGAACAAGUCGGGUGAUGCCAAGAAACCUCUACGCACACAGUACAAGCCUCCACCUCCUGUCAAGAAGGCCAACUCUGCAGCGUCAACCAUCCCCUCGGCCUCCUCCCGUCUGCCUCAGAGAUCAGGCCUUGGCCAGACGUCUGGGGUGCCUUCCAAUAAGGCCUCGUCGGCACCUCCAAUGAGGAUAAACACUUCUGGGCUCACAAGUCCUGGGUCUGGUGUGGGAAUGAAGAGCCGAGCAGUGAGUUCAGGAUAUGGUUCUGUGAGGAACGCUGCAGCCGUAAGAGGUCCGCUCAACAAGAAGAAACAAGAUAAUGCUUACAUAAUGAGGGAUGACAUCGACGGUGAAGACAAUGUCGGCAACGGCGAAGUAAAGAGCAAGUUUUGUCACUCCUGCGGGACCAGGUACCCGAUAGAAUCGGCCAAAUUCUGCUGCGAGUGUGGCAUCAGGAGGAUGUGUAUCUGACGAAGAAAGAAGAAGUAUGUUGUCAUCAUUCCUCACGUGGAAUCUUACCAUUUUAUCACUGUUGGGCAGACUGACAACUCGUCGUCCUCCAGCCACAGAAUGCACCGUACGUAACAUGGCAACAUUUUGACAACAAAAGGGUGAAAAAUGAAUGUUUUGACUGCCAUGACAUGUUACGUACUCACACAUUUCAUGUCGGCAGCCUUUUUAUAAGACACAAGCUGCAUGUCGAUAGAUGUCAUUCAGACAUUUUUCAGCUCUUUUGUUCUUUACUCAUACUUCAGCAGAAUGAAGGCACUAUUCAUGUGUUUCUCAGACGUAUUUGGACGGUACUCUUGCUGUUUUUUCUACCGUCCAUGCCCCAAAAUUUGAAUUUGCCACCAUAUGAUACUGUGUGAUGUAAAUAUUUAGACAGAAUCGUUGUAAAGGAUCAGAGCCGUGAGACUCCCAGUCUUUUUUAGACUUUUUUUUUUUCCUCCUUCAGGAAAAAAAGUAACCCCUUAUAUUCGGGUCAGUGUGGUUUUCAUUUGGGUAUCGAGUAAUCCAUUGCCACGCUGUUUCAAAUUUUACAGCUUCACUCUGAAAAAUAUAUGAAUGAAUAAAUCAUGCUGUUUCAUGGUCGAAUACAUGAAUACCUAAAAACUAAAUGAACUAUUUUCAAGCAUGAAAAUGUCUAAAUGAAGAUAAGGCAUAUAAGGCAUUCAGAAGAUGCAUUCAAAGACGUUGUGACGAUAUUGUACACUGGUCACAAGGUGUUACUAAUGUUACUGUAAUGUUCGGUGAGAUACACAAGCACCAGACUUGAUUGACGGAACAACAGGCUUUUAUUGCAGGUUUGAAUGAUCUCACAACAGCCACAAUAAUCCCUAACACGGGCUACUGUUGCGGCUGUCACCCACGCCAAGCUAAAGCUCAACUCUGAAUCCCCGACAUCUCUUCUUGUCCCCGAGCACCAGAACACAUUAGCACCUGUCUUACUUAUGUCUUAAAUGGCUUAUUUUCUCUUAUUAUGUCUACUAUAUUGGGUAAUAGGACUGUAAAGAUGACUGUAGGGGUGUUAUUUCAUGUCUAGAGGGCUCUAAUACUAUUAAAAACAGUAUUUAGAAGGUCGUAAACAGGUUUUCUAUGCUCUAAUUCUGAAAAUAUUCCAUUUAUAAAUAAGAAAUCCUACUUUGUGGAAAUUCACUUAACACCAUCGGGUCUGGAACCAAUUAACCGUGACAAACGAGGGAUUACUAUAUAACUUUUUGUGUGAAAUCCUUCAAACUUCCUAUGAGGACAGGCUCAAAACCCCCACUGUCGUAUUGAAGACAUCACGUGUAACCGAUACAUGCCUGCAUUUUUUUUGUGUGUUUGGCUGCUUUGGCUGAUUUUAAAAGCAAAUCUAACCAGGCACAUACGAGUACUCACACUAUCUACCUUCAUCUAUCUACCGUCUGCUUUCAUUAAGCAAAGCUGAAUUAGCAUUGACUUAAGUGAUGUAACACUAUUUACUGUUGGGGAAUCAGCCUAGUGCAUACUUUCUGUGCUUUAAUUUGAUUAAAAAACAAACUUCAUAGCAGAUUGGACAAAAGUGUGUGUGUGUGUGUGUGUGUGUGUGUGUCUGUGUGUGGUUGUGCCCUUAAUGUAAUGUAUAGCCUCCAUGAAUAAAUCCUUAUGCAGACUGCAACUGUGUCAGUAUGUCCAUUAUGGUAUGUUCGUACAACAAACGCUUCUGUGGGUUUCGGGUACACGCUAACAUUUGAACCUCCCAAAGCUACAUUACUUCAGCAAUUACGGCCGGUGUCAUUCAUCAAACAUGAGAGCUUCCCGGUAGUGACCCUGAACAGAGUCCGGUCUGUGUGCUGAACUCAGCCAUCUGUGGCAAAUGGAGCUUUUAAAACCUCAAUCAUAGCGUUCUGCAGUGUCAUCCAAUACUCCCAACAGACAAAAAGCAAAAGUAGUUGGAUUAUACCCAAAGUAAAAGUUAAUAACGAGCACAGAUGGAUAAGUGUAAAUGUAAGCUUGAUAGUUUACCUUCUGAAAGCACCUUCUACCACAGUAAAGCUUCUUUUUUACAGUGUAUUGAAUCAUUUCAACACUUGAUUCUAUUACAGUUCAUUCUGCUCGUCCUUAGACCUUCUUAGCUAGUUGCCUGUGGGGCUUGUAAGCUUAUCGGAAGCGUCAGUAGCCAAAAAGAGCUUCAAGAAAGAGAAAAUGGCAUUUGACAGAGUAUCUUACAUCAAGUAGGAGCUUCCUCUUUGGUAAUCCAAUGAAGGAGUGCAGACGUACUGGGUGCACGAGUCAAAAUAAACCCAAGGGCGUCGCUAUCAGGUGUCCCCUAAUUGAGAAUUCAACAUCUCGUAGCACCUGGUCAUGCUGUAUAGGAUCACAGUGACCAUGCAAAGUUUUUCUGACUCCCUGCGUGUUUUUCUCUGCCUCUUUCGGUUGUGUGUGGUUGCUCUCCUCCUCUUUAUCUUCACUUUGUGUUCUUUAGUCUAGAGAAGAGACAAAACACAGAAUGUUUCUUCAUACUUU